AUGAUGGCGCAGGUCACUCUUGACAAGGCCAUUGCGCUUUUGUCCUCCGAGAGACUGAAAGAACGAUCUGACAGCCUUGCAGAUUUGAAACAUAUUCUCCAGCAGAAUAAACGGAGCUCAAACUUAACCUCACUCAAUGAUAAAGCUUGCCAUAAAAUCUUCGAGUCCCUUUUCCGAUUCAUCUCCGUCGAAAGAUCCUUGUAUAACAAGGCGAGUUCCAAGGGAGCAUCCGCCUCGCGGCUGUCCGCUUGUGCAUCCGUCAUUCGAAUAGCUAUCGAUGUCUUUCUGCGUAACCUGAGAACAAAGUCGAUCCGGGCUAUAGUCGACCACAUAACAGAGAUCCUACAAGUUCCUGGAGAGGGUCUGUGGGAGCAUCUCGGUGCGGAUUAUCUGAAAUGCCUCACCACACUGUUGCGCUACCCUCCCCACCUCGAGCAUUUGGCCGCCAAGGAAUGGGACAAGGUUCUGAACCUCUGUCUAAGAAGUAUCGGUGCUCCAGAAGAUGGGGAUAGCCAAUCGAGCGACCACAAUGGUCAUCCGUCUACUUUGGAUGACUUUCUGGGUGCAAGCUCACGCUCAACACCAUCAAAAAGAACCUCGAGUCUGGCUUUGCGGGAGAAGCAGAAUGGCGACAAGAGAAUCGUCGCGGAAGCAAUAGUAUGUAUCCAGCUACUUACAGCGACUCCGACUGCCCCCGUGCAAUCAGCCGCUGAGAAGCUCCUUCGCGGGCUUGGGAUCUUUUUGAAGCUUUCGCCGAUCGCUGGAAGUGAACAUCAGGCCGCGUUCAAUAGCAUAAAUACAGUUGUCAUGAGAGUUAUUUUUGACCAGUCAGAUCUCGUUCGCAUGUUCCUCUUGGAUCUAAUUGCAGUAAUUCGACACCUGUGGUCUACCAAGCUUAUGGGCCUGAAGGAUGAACUCCUCGUCACUAUUAUGCUUUGCAUGAUCAUCUUGACCGAUGCAACUCGCAGGGAACCAACAGAGUCCCUAGCUCUUUCAAUCGAGAACCUUUUGGACACACUGUACUCGGAAUAUACGAAACGUUCUGAGAAGGACAUUCUGCAGAUUGACGAGUUAAUUUUCGAUCGAGCGAGCUCCACGCAAAUCAUUGAUCUCGCACUGCAACCUCGACUUGAAGUGCCCAGGUCCGAGCACAACUUGACCGUCGUAUGGGUCAUGGCAAAAUUGAUGCGAUUGUCAGAGGAAUCGACCGCGCGGUUAUCGCAUCCAGCAGGCGAAAUACCAAGCAAGAAGCAACGAUUGAACUCGGCGUCGGACGAAGUUUAUCGAGACUCUGUUAUGUCGUCGGGCAACAGGAGGGUAUGUGCCCUGCAGUUGAUCCCCAUGCUCCUCCAGAGCCACCUCAGUAUGGAGUCGAAAGCCUCACUACUUCAGCGAUUGAUCCCCUACAUACUCGAUGACAACGGCGUCAUAGCUUCGUGGACAAUGGUUGCCAUUUCAAGCAUCUCAGAUUCAUCCUUGGAGCUGUGGGCGAUCAUAACAAGGUUGGGCGCACAGACGAACCCAGGCUCAGUAUCGAACGCCUCGAAACAGAUCUGCUCAUGGCUACGAGAAGCUUGGGUGAUAGGCACAGUAACCGAUCGAAUGCAAACAGCGCAGGUCGCUGCUUUUGCACGCCCUCUAGAUCUUCUCAAUCUAUUUCUUGCUUGUACCAAUAGACAGUUCGAGGUGCCCACCCCACAAUUUCGAGGACCGUCUGGGCUUGUUGCAAAAGGCUGGCACUUUUACCAAAGUAACCGAGAGCUUCUCAACUACCUCUUCCAUGUGGAUGGGAUGCUGGGCUCCGCAAGCAUGCAUGGCGGAGAUGAUUGCAUAUCUCUGCAACUCGCGACUCGGAAAGACCCUAACGACGAUAUAGUACUCGAUCUGUUGCAAGCGAAAUCCGAAAUGUUCUUGCAAGCAUGGCGAUCGUUAUCUGACAGUAAAUCACACCAUGUGACUGUCGAUGUCGUUCAGAUACUCGCUUCAUUCUGCAUAGUCGCUAUAUUGUACACGGAAUGCAUACUUGAACAAUCGCACACUCAGAUAAAGGACUUGCGGGGCAAUAUCCAGCAACUCUGGGACAGCCUUUGUUCAUUUAUGGCGUCUCGUGAGCUUGUGUUUGUGCAAUAUUGCCUGGAGCUUCUGUGUCCCUUUCUGUCCCAAGGAAGGAGGGUUGGCUUCGAGAAAUCGGUUGUUAAUAGCACCCUGUACAGACUUGUUUCUCCCUUAAGUGAAAUCUUGGAGAAUCAUCGACAAGACCAGAAGCGGUUGCUAUCGUCUGAUGAGGAAGAGCCAAUGGAUUUGGACGACCAGCUACUGCAGUCCAACGAUCUACUGGCGGAGAACAUGUGUAUCAUUAACUCGAACCGAGAAUCUGUCCCUUUAUUUCAUGAUUCUGCCACUUUCCAACGCUCAAUGACUAUCCGGCUCUCAAUCUUCAAGAUAGCAUAUGGCUCUGUCGUGCAGCCGGAACAGCCAGCCAGUAGUGCUCUGGUUGAGUACUUGACGGAUUUGGAUGAAGCUGAUGUAUUGUCUGCAAGAGACUUCCUGCCCGAUGUUUAUCGGGCAUGUGCAGGAUAUGAACGCACCUCCCUAUUAGAUUUGUUGGAGGACAUGGGCGAGAAAUGUCUGCAAACCUACCAACUGGAACGUUGCGAAACCUCUCAGAUUCUGUGCAUUCACAUGAUGGAUAGUUUCGUCAAAUCAUGGACGACAGGAGCUGGAGAUCAUCUCAGUGACUCGGCUUCAGAUAUCUACAAUUGGGUUACCGAUGUCUUAUUGGCAAAGGGUAGGGCUUCUUCCCGAGUAUUGAUGGCCUUUUCCAGUCUUCUUGAUGAAAUAUUCAGUACCAACCCCGUGUACACAAGCGGUGAAUCCAACCCCUCGCCCAGAACAACUCUUUUCAUGAUCCUUCAGGAAAGUGAUAUCCUAACUAAGUACAACGUGGGCAACCUCGUUCCCAAAUUGUUUAGACACUUCCCACUGAAAGAUCACGAUGCGAUCUUUGAUGAUAUUUUGGAAAGCCUUCCCCGCGAUCCUGACUGGACUGAGGGUAUUGCGCUCCGUUUGUUCAUAUUGGCAAGGUUGGCUUCACAGUGGCACACUUUACUUCGGAGGAGCAUCUAUCAUAUGUUCGAGACACCGGCCCAGCUUCCUCACUCUCGGUGGCACGCUGAAAAAUGCAUACGACACGUUGCAAGUGUCCUUGGACUCGAAGACGCACGACAAUUAUUCCGCCUCUUCUCCUCCCAGAUUCUCUACACCUGGACUGAAAAUGAAUCAGUUAUGACAAUGCCCUUCACUAUAUUUGGUUAUUCCACCCUUGAGGAUAUGCUGAGCGAUGUCCAAGAUGAGAUUGUAGGUCAAAUCAUGAUGCGGGCCAAUGAGCACGAGGCAAGCGAGCUCUCAACCCGUCUGGAAACGCCUUUCAUAGAGCUCCUGGCAACAUCUUUCUAUAAGGCAGAGGCGUAUAGUAUUGCGCGAGACAUCAGCACUCCUCCUGGACAGAGUUCUCAACCGAAAGGGGUUGAAAAUCGAUUGAAGAAGAUCUUGGGCGCUGACCGUUUCGUGAGUCUGGUUGAGAAGCAAUUUCCGCAAGUAAUUGCAACGUUCUUUGGAGCCCUAGAUCAGUGUGAGCAGAUUGAGAGAGCGUUCUCCAAGAGGGCCAAUUUUCAAGAAGCUUUCAGUAUUUUGAAAUCAAUCACUGCUAAGGGCGCCUCAAAGGAAGUACUUCCCCCCAGUCAGCAACCUUCAUUCAGGGCGCGCUACCUUCUAGAUGAGCUUGAAUUUCUCUGUAAAAGAAGCGGUUAUGAGCUCGAAACGAUCUGGACACCUACACUGGCAUCUUAUGUCUGCCGGACACUUCUGGAAUCAAUUCACCCCGCGCUUGGCUCUCUUCAUGCCUGCUCUGUCAUUCGCAAGAUCAGGAUUUUGAUCUGUAUAACCGGCCCUGUUAUGCUGAGAGAUUAUCCCUUCGAAAUGCUCCUACACGCUCUUCGACCGUUCCUCACAGAUAUACAUUGCUCCGAGGACGCACUGGGAAUGUUCUGGUAUCUCUUGGACGCUGGGAGGUCUUACUUGACUGAAAAUCCUAGUUUCACGGCUGGCAUCGCAGUGUCCACCUUGCUCUCUUUUCGAAAGUUCAUGGCCUCUACAACGGCCACCGUGCAGGAAAGCCAAUCUGUUGCAGUUCUGACAAUCGUUCAGACCUUUCUUCAAUGGUUCGAAGACUUCUUGAAGUUUUACGAGUCACCUCACCUAAGCGCAGAGGCGCAUGCCUUCUUUCAGCGUCUGAUGGAGUCUUCGCGCAGGAUCUCUGCCCCAGGCAAAGAGUCGGAUGGCACGGAGUGUAAUUUGCUUCUCGAAGUGAUACAGGACCGCAAUUCUAAAACGAGGUUGCUGAGUCAGUCAAUAUCUGAUCACAUCCUGUCUUUGCUUUGUGCAAGCUUCAAGAGCGCUCCCAACUACCAUCAGGGCCUUGUCGAAAGAGGGUAUGACGCUAUUGCAAAUAGUGUUGCUUUAUAUCAGACUCUCCAAGACUUCAGCCCUACAAAAGAGUACCGGCUGUGGGCUGCCCGGGUAAUUGGACGCAAUUUUGCUGCUACUGGCAUGAUCAGUGAUGAUCUGUUGAGGGAACAGCAGUCGACCCUAUUCGAACCUCGAAUGGCUAAGUUAAACCUCCACAUGUUCUGCCAGUCAAAAGCCAGGAUAUUACAGGUGCUUUGCAGUAUGUUGCAGAAUAGCAGUCCUCUGGAAGUCGGGCUUGUUGAACGGACCUUGCAGCUCAUUGUCAGCAAUCUUGCCGGUUCCCCGGGAUUUGAAAAUUAUGAAGAGAUCAUAUCUCCUUCCCUUCUGAAGGCACUGGUUUGGAGUCCAUAUCAGUGUCCAUCAAUACCCUUGCCCGCUUCUCAGGCCAAGAAUCACGAUACUAUUGUUGGAUGGAACCCUGGUAUCUCCGCUGCUCACUGGGCUCGCAGCAUUGGACUUUUCUUGACAAAGGCUGCUCCCCAAGAUCCUGUUAUUGGGCCGCUGAGAAACAUUCUUCACGUCAUACCUUCAUUGGCAGUCCGGAUUUUGCCAUACAUUCUGCAUGACGUUUUGCUCACGGAGCCUGACGGCGUGGGCAAUGUUAGGCAAACCAUUUCUGAUAUCUUCAGGCAAGGUCUACACGAAGCUGAUGACCAUUCCAUCCCUCAUGUCCGUCUCAUCAUCAACUGCCUUCUGUAUCUUCGGAAUCAACCGCGUCCUCAAGAAGCAACGAUAGUAGAACGUGAUGAGUGGCUUGAAAUUGAUUUUGCAGUGGCAUCUAAGGCUGCAAACACAUGCCGCUUACCCAAGACAGCACUGCUGUUUCUCGAGAUCCAGGCCUCGCGGGCCGUGUCUGGAACUCGCCGCUCCUCUCUCGUGAAGUAUGAACCUCCUCCUGACCUCCUUCAUGACAUUUUUAGAAACGUGGACGAUCCGGAUCUUUUUUACGGCGUCCAGCAAAGCUCGUCACUAGAGUCCGUGAUGGAGACCUUGGAACAUGAGAGCUCCGGGUUCAAGAAUCUCCUUUUCCAGAGUGCCCAGUAUGAUUGCGAGAUUCAGAUGUCGGGAGACGCCGACGCUCAUGGUCUAUUAAAGGCACUCAACUCAACUAACCUGCAAGGAAUUGCAAACUCAUUGACCUCGACUCUCAAAGGCUCAAAAAGCUCUGUCUCAUUUGAUAGCAUGAUGCAAGCUGCGAUAGAUCUGCGACAAUGGGAUUUACCAGUUUCGCCUUUGAAUCACUCUCCGUCAGCUGCACUCUUUAGAACCUUUCAAAGCCUGAACACUUCGAGAUCUCUGGUUGAUGCUUCGAAUUCCGUCAACGAAAACCUUCUGGCCAUAUUGGGCUCACUAGGAAGCACGAGUCGCUCUGCUAUGUCCUUCCGGGCAGCGAUGAGAGACCUGGGAAUUGUGACCGAGAUAAGCGAUGUCUUGAGCGCGAUGUCUCUCGAAGAGUUAAAUGAAGAAUGGCGGAAGAUCGCAGAACGAAACUCUUGGUUGAAAGCAACAAGUGUUGAUGAGGUUGGAGAGAUCUUAAAAUGCCAUGAGGCUUUGUUCUCCUCUAUCAAGACAAGGGAUUAUCUCAAAUCCGCCGUAGGACUAAGCGACCGAGAUGCACAGCUACUGGAAGUCAAGGUUAUUCGCCAGUCACUUUCCAUCACGAGAAGUCAUGGUAUACCACAGGCUUCAUUGAAGUCUGCAGUGCGCUUGUCUAAGCUUGCAAACGUGUGUGUGGUGCAGGGAAUCAAUGUUGAAGGAGCAACAAAAUUCGAUUUGGCCAACGUCCUAUGGGACCAAGGGGAGAUGGCAGCGUCGAUUCGAAUGCUUCAACAGCUUGACAAUCAAGGUGAUCUGCACAAGCAGGCAAUUCCAAUCAGCCGCCCGGAGCUUCUUGUGACCCUCGGCCAUCAUGUGGCGGAAGCACGCUUGGAGAAGCCAGAAGCUAUCAUUCAGGGGUACCUUGCCCCUGCAGUGAAGGAACUUAAGAACCGGUCGGAAGCUGAAGAGGCCGGUAGAGUAUAUCACGGCUUCGCCAUCUUCUGUGAUCAGCAACUACAGAAUCCCGACGGACUGGAGGACUUUAGACGAGUCGAGCAACUACGUAACCGCAAGGAAAAGGAAGUACUGGGUCUCGAAGAGAUGAUGAAGAAUGCAGAGGGCAAAGAAAGAGAGGCUCUGAGGCACUACCGAACCAAGACAAAGCAGUGGUUUGACCUGGACGAUCGAGAAUAUCAACGUCUGCGACGCAGUCGAGAGGCCUUCUUGCAACAAUGCCUUGAAAACUAUUUACUUUGCCUCAAAGAAAGCGACAUUUAUAACAACGAUGCGCUCCGCUUCUGUGCCUUAUGGCUUGGCAAAUCCGACAGUGAGAUUGCAAACAAAGCUGUCUCCAAAUAUCUCAACCAGGUCCCGAGUCGCAAAUUCGCGCCACUGAUGAACCAACUUACUUCCCGUCUCCAAGACACCUCUGACGAGUUUCAGAAUAUGCUCUUUGCAUUGAUUUUCCGCAUUUGCGUCGAGCAUCCCUUCCAUGGCAUGUACCAAAUUUUCGCCAGCAGCAAGUCCAAGGGUGGAAAGGACCCGUCAGCUUUGUCUCGUAAUCGAGCGGCAAGCAGGCUGGUAGAUUACCUGAAAAAUGACAAACGGAUUGGACCGACAUGGGUUGCAGUGCACAACGCGAAUAUCAGUUACGUGCGGUUCGCGGUCGAUCGACUGGACGAGAAGGUCAAGAGUGGUGCGAAGGUGCCAUUGAAGAAACUCCUGACGGGCCAGCGACUAGAACAAGACGCUUCGACACAAAAGCUGCCGCCACCUACGAUGAAAAUUGCCAUCCGUGUUGAUUGCGACUACAGUGAUGUUCCUAAGCUUGUUCGAUAUCAUCCUGAAUUCACGGUUGCAUCUGGGGUGAGCGCACCGAAGAUUGUCACCGCCGUAGCAACGGAUGGCCAAAAGUAUAAGCAACUAUUCAAAGGAGGCAACGACGACCUACGGCAGGACGCAAUCAUGGAACAAGUAUUCGAGCAAGUGAGCAGUCUUCUCAAGGACCAUCAGGCGACGCAGCAACGGAAGCUAGGAAUUCGAACAUACAAGGUCCUCCCACUGACUUCGAAUGCGGGAAUCAUUGAGUUUGUGCCGCACACCAUCCCUCUGCAUGACUACUUGAUGCCGGCGCAUCAGCGAUAUUUCCCCAAGGACAUGAAGCCCAAUGUGUGCCGAAAGCAUAUCAGCGACGUACAGACGCGCUCUUUCGAGCAGCGAGUCAAAACAUUCCGCCAGAUUACGGAACAUUUCCAUCCUGUCAUGCGGUACUUCUUCAUGGAGAAGUUCAACAGCCCGGACGAUUGGUUCAGCAAGAGGCUUUCAUAUACUCGGAGCACUGCGGCGAUUUCCAUUCUGGGGCAUGUCCUGGGGCUUGGUGAUCGGCAUGGGCAUAAUAUUUUGCUGGACGAGAGAACCGGAGAGGUCGUUCAUAUCGAUUUGGGUGUGGCUUUCGAGCAAGGCCGAGUCCUACCGGUCCCUGAGGUGGUUCCCUUCCGACUGACGCGCGAUCUGGUCGACGGUAUGGGCAUCACCAAGACAGAAGGUGUCUUCCGGCGAUGCUGCGAAUUCACCCUCGAGGCACUUCGACAGGAAUCGUACAGUAUCAUGACGAUCCUGGAUGUGCUUCGGUAUGAUCCUCUGUACAGCUGGACUCUCUCUCCGCUGCGCAUGAAGCGGAUGCAAGAUGCUCAAGAAGCCGGUGAUGGUCCCCCCAUGAUAUCAGGUGCUGCUGAAGAUCAACGGUCAGCGAAUGAACCUAGUGAAGCGGAUCGCGCUCUGACGGUUGUGGCAAAGAAACUGAGCAAGACUCUCAGUGUCACAGCGACUGUCAAUGAACUGAUUCAGCAGGCAACUGAUGAAAGGAACCUUGCUGUUCUCUAUUGCGGCUGGGCCGCAUAUGCAUAG
Molecule: messenger RNA, 8472 nt
Organism: Aspergillus fischeri NRRL 181
Lineage: Eukaryota; Fungi; Ascomycota; Eurotiomycetes; Eurotiales; Aspergillaceae
Gene: atmA
Product: DNA-binding protein kinase TEL1
Exons: 9
Coding region: 1-8472 (2823 amino acids)
Biological process (GO): DNA repair
Molecular function (GO): protein serine/threonine kinase activity; protein binding
Source: RefSeq, a predicted model, not a curated record